AUGAAUUCAAAUGAACAGACUAAAUUCGUAUUUCUUGUUGUUUUGAAUUUCUCUCUAGCUUUCACGUAUUUGAUGAAAACAUCUGACAUUCGAAUUACUCAAAAAACAUUACCAUCACUCUUUUAUGGCAUUGUUACAACUCAAAGUUCAGCAGGUCGACAAAGAAAGAUGAUGAAAAAUUGGAUGAAAAAGAUUUUUUACCCUCACGAUUAUGCUUUUAUAACAGAAAUUCCACUUGGGCCAAAUUUAACAUAUCAUUAUCUUCCUCCUUAUCAAAAAUACCUACGACAUAAAAGCGCACAUGGCAAGUGGCUUACACCUCAUCAAGAUCGAGGUUCAAGAAGAAUGACAGGAAUGGAAUAUUUUUAUUACAAUACAACAAUAGACUAUUAUUGGUCAAUGACAGAUGACAUUCCUGUAGAUUACGAAUCUAUUAAUAGACUUUUAUAUUAUUUAAAGAGAAAUUAUGAUCCAAAUAGUGACAAUGUUUUUAUCGGCCAUUGGAUGCGUCGAUUCCUUCAAGGUGGUACCGGAUUUAUAAUGUCUAGAAAAGCUGCUGGUAUUGUCCUUCAACAUGGUGAAGAAUGGAUUAAAAAUAUGCAAAGAGAAGACGAUGUUGAACUAGAAAGAAUGAGAGAAUGGCUAAAUUUAUCUCCAGAACAAUGUGGAUCACCGUUUUGCUUUGGAGAAGAACCAACAAUGUUCACUGACGAAAAUUUGUGGAAAACAAACUUUGAUAAAUGUAAAAAGCCACAAGAACCAUACAGCCCUCUAUAUAAGUUGGCAGACCUUAUUGCUCUUCAUGCCCGCUCUGUGGAUGUUGAAAAGGCAAUGAAUAACUUAAUAAAAGCGAAGAAAAUGCGGAAUAAUCUAUACUUUACUCAGUAUGGGACUAGUUUGUUGAUAUGCGAAGGAAAACCAUAUUCAAUGGAUAUUUUUGAUUCUGAAUUAGUAUAA
Trichomonas vaginalis G3 is the source of this 957-nucleotide messenger RNA. RefSeq lists its product as uncharacterized. Bases 1 to 957 code for a protein of 318 amino acids. The transcript has a single exon. NCBI's taxonomy places the organism in Eukaryota, Parabasalia, Trichomonadida, Trichomonadidae. The record is from RefSeq and is a predicted model, not a curated record.